Messenger RNA from Cuculus canorus (common cuckoo), 9670 nucleotides. RefSeq names its product interleukin 17 receptor E like (gene IL17REL). The record is from RefSeq and is a predicted model, not a curated record. Gene Ontology annotation, molecular function: interleukin-17 receptor activity. Lineage: Eukaryota; Metazoa; Chordata; Aves; Cuculiformes; Cuculidae. The transcript has 17 exons. The coding region runs from base 26 to 1459 and encodes 477 amino acids.
UUUUGCUUUUGUUUUUCAAUUUACAAUGAUAAGUAUUCAUGUUCAGAUUCUUCUAAUAAUUCUUUUUUGGAAUUCUGAUUGUCAGAUUAUUCCCAGGAUUGAAGAAUGUGGACUUUCAUGUUCUCAGGGGAUUAAUUGUAAAAGCAAGCCUUCCAGUAGUAUAUUUAACAGCUUCUGCCAUGAUGCUCCUGCAACUUUAUCUUCUACGGUACUGAAAAGCAUGAAAAUAUCAACAGUGAUGAAGUGUAUCCAAGGAAGUCCAUGCUCUCUAUAUUUGAACAUUAAAGGAACUUUGAGUCUGGAUGAAAAUAUACGUGGGCUGGAAAUAUGUUCUCUUUCACUGGACACACAGCAAUCUCAGUGCACAAAUGUGAGAUUUGCUAGGAAAAAAAGCAAGAUGCUUAAUGGAAAGAAGGUACAGGUACAAUUCAAUUGCAUUGAAGUCAAUGUAGCACAACAUAUCUAUGUGACCAUGAAAACAGUACCAAAUUUCUGCGAAGUCAAGCUGAGUCAGGAAUACUAUGUUGAAGAUUGCAGAAACAGUGAUUUGGGAAAAUAUAUUCCGGCUUGUUCGGCUGGGAAGAUUGAUUAUAAUGUAGACAGGGCAAGGAAAAUGAUAUCAGUGAAUGUAUCCAACUUUCUUCAAGAUCAAGAUUAUUAUAUUCGCCUGUGCCACAAAUGGUUUACCUGUGAAGAUGCAGGCGCAUUUGCUGUCAUAAAAGGGAAGGAAUCUUUAAAAUCGGUUUCUCUGAAAUAUUCUCAGCUGCUCCCUUGCCUUUGCAUUGAGGGUUGGCUGGCAAUCCCAGAUGCAAGGAGGAUACAACUUUGCCCCUUUGAAAAUGAUACGGAGGCGCUAUGGGAUAAUAUUGUUUACAAUCCAGCGACACAAACCCUGGCUUGGGAACCAGCCUGUCCCAUACUUGUCAUUGUUAACCUAUGCAGGUUAAUGAAGUCUAACGACCACUGUGAAGAUAUACAGAAUACUUACAAAAAUUCUUCUGAGAAACAGGUUAAAUAUUCUCGUGUGGACACUCACCCUAGGCUUUGCAUGAAGUUUACAACCAAAAAAGGCUCUUGGGUUAGAUGUCCAUUUGCUCAUGGAGAGUUUCCAGGUUGGAAAAUGAGAACGGCUGCAGCUGCAGAACAAAUACAAGUUUUCUUCACAUCCCAAAUGAAGGCACAGUUCUCAGUGCUUGUGUGUAACAGGACGCAGCUGACCUCGUGUGAAUCUGUUGGGGUGCACCAUUCAGUCUCUGUGGGAGAUUCUGUAUCAAUCACUAUGUCACAGGAAAUGUGUGGAUCAACAAUUUGCAUUCAGGGCUGGAGAACAGAUGUAGAUUAUUCAGUUCCACUGCAGAUCUGUGAUAUCCACUGUGGUUUUCGUGGUCAGACAUACAGUGAUGGAAACCCGGCAAAGGCCAUGACACACAGAAUGAAGACCGUGCAUUCCUUGCGUUGAAUUUAACAACACAUUUUCAAGGUCCUUUGUAUCUCCUCAACAUCAUGUUGUAUUUUGGAGUAACUUGCAAAUCUUGUCUAACUGGUCAUCUCUCAUGUUAGUAGUUUCUCCUACUUACUGUGAGUUUAUUUGCAUGAGCGAAGAAUUUAGCAAGUUAAGUUUUUUCUAAGACGACCAAAAAAAACUGGAUUAUGAUUCUUCAUUUCCCAGUAUUUCAAAACAAAGAAUGUCUUAGUUCACUUAAAGAAUCAGGUUCACAUUUUCCUCCUAAAUUUAUAUUUUAUAUACAAUAUGCUAUAAAUGAGUACUUUCAUAGUACCUUUUGUGCUUGUAGAACAAGUAUUUCAGAUUUUCUUAUUUGUAACAUUUGUUUUUAAACUGUAAGCAAAAGUUUUUGAGAGAUGAAGAACAGAGGAAGUUUUCUCAGCUUUGUUACAUUAUCCUUCUUUGUAACUUCAUUUUCUGAUGCCCUUUUGAUGAUCUCACUGUGAAAGGCCUUAUUCCUUAAGUAUAUCUAACAACUAUUUUUUGUGUUUGCAUUUGUAUUUGACUUGGAGAUAACUUUCCUAUUUGUCUGAGGACGUGCAUUCUUUGGUUUGAUAGCCAUUUAAAACUGCCAUGUGGAAAUCCAGUCUAGAAGGAAACAGUUCAGUGGAAAGAAUCAAAGUAUUUUUUCCUGUUGUGUCAGUAUUUAUACUCAUUUGUUGAAAAUAAUAUUACACACUGUACUGAUUAUCAGACAUUUGGCCCUUAUUUCAUGGAAUACUCCUGUCAAAGAUCCUUAAUUCCUGUUGUGUAACAAGGAAAGUCAACAAAAAGAUGAUUAAUAGCAAAUCCUGAAACCAUGAGGAAUUGUUCAUGUGACAUCAGGAAUAUUGGUGACGAGAGAUGGACUGGAACAAGAAGUUGAUCAAUAGAAAAAUAUUUUCCAUCUGAGUGUGUUAUUUUUGUUUCAAGAUUUCAAAGAGCAAUUUACAGGAUACAAUUAUAUCUGUUGUGUUGAAACACAGGGUUUUUGAGAUGUCCUGAAGAGACUAUGUUCUGCUUGGCUCCUUUGAUAUCAAAGUGUCAUUGUAGAGACUGCACAUCAAUUAGAUGUAUUCUUAUUCCAAGGAGUGCUGCAGGUCCAAAAGCAGCUGUAGCAAGGCAGCUUCACAAAAGCAUUUAGUUACUUACUUUGGCUGUGAAAUAGAAGCACUGAUCUCUUCAGACAGCUGCCUUUCCUUGAAUGCACUCUAGACUGCAGCCAGAAAUGAGACAUUCAGCCGUUCAGCCGAGAGAGUAUCUAAACAUUACUCUCUUCACCUUCCACCACUAGAAAAGUCUUUUCUGUAGGAAAGGUUGAUUUGUACAAUGUGCUUUUUGUUGCAGCAAAAUCUUAAGAUCAAAUUUUUGACUACGUUCUCAAACUGAAAAUGAAUUAAAAUUAUACAGGUGUAAGUAUACAGAGUCUGAAAACUUAAAUGCAGCCAAGGCAAAACAUCACCUCCAAUGACAAAUUCAUAUCAGGUCCUGAAGAAACAAUAGGUGUACUGAAGUGGUGUGCUUUCGAUGAUAAGAUCCUGUUUCAGCUGCACAGACACUAAAUCUCUUACAGUAUAUCUUUUCUUGUUGGCUGAAGUGAUGGAAAUACUAAAGAGAAUGUGACCAGCUGUGGUCUGAUCACCUUCAUGCUGGAUGGUGAACAUAGCAGACGUCACUUAAAUUAACUGCCUAAAAGUAAAGUGUUCAUUUAAAGUUAGCAGUGUAGGCCUCUAUGACAGCCACUGCAGAGAAACAAGUACUUCCAAGCAUAUUUCAUGUUGCUUGGAGAGCUGCUUUAGAGGGAGCCUAGAAAACUUAGUCUAAUGCUUACCGUUGAAACAUUCCUACUUACUGCAAUGUUUGUAAAUAAUCCAUAACAGUAUUUCAAUACUUUGGCUCAGGUCUAUCUGUUUGUGUUUGUGUAGUGAGAAAACUGCUCGUGGAUUUUCUGAUUGACUCCCAUGUUGAUCUUUAAGAAUCCUAUUUCUAAUAUACUUCUUCAGGCAAACAUGGCCUCUUCUGAUUGCAGAAUUCCUACUCCCUCUGACACCAACUCUUCCUGCUCUCUCAAAUAGUGACUCAAGUCACUGGAAAAAGUUCUGCUGAGGUAACGCCUUUUCUAGAGAAGUUAGAGUUCAGUAUUACAAAGCUAUCAGACAAUUACGUCCUUAUGACAUUACAGGUGUGAAAACAAAGCUUUUUUUUUUCCCCACAAGACUUCAUAAACAUUGCUAGGUCAAUCCUGAAAGAAGGUAUGAGAAUCUUUUCCAGUUCUAAAAGUAUUCAUUUCACUCUGCUGACCACUGAAAUAUUUUCUUUUUCUCACCCAAACUACGCAAUAUUGACCAAAGCACAGAUAUAUGCACUGUAACAACAAUCAAAUGCAAAAGUCCCCUAUGUGAUUGCCUAUAGACUUGUCUAAUUCUAUAAAGCCUCCCUUUUUUCAUUGAAGGAAAUUCCCUUGCUUGUCGUAGGACCGGUUCAAUCACCCUACUGUUAGCACUGAGCAUCAAUGUUACAAUUCUUCCAACAUAUUAGCAUAUAUCAGAAUGUCAUUGAGGUAUAGCAAAAGCACUGAUAGGUGUUUCAUAGUAAUCUGUUCAAAUCCUGAAAUUAACAUUUAAACUUACUGCGUAAAUUGAAGUUUUCCUCCACUUAUUUAGAGACCUUUUUUCACUUCACACUGCUGCAAUAAUUUGGAUGUCCUUAUUUGCAGUAGUAGAUACAUUUCCUUGACAGCAAAUUACAGUUGAGUGACACGCUUGAAUCAUCACAUCCUAAUGAGUAGCUGUGUACUCACUAUGCCAUAAUAACAACCACAGCAGAUCAAGUCCAGUGCUCUGUUGGCUGUAUUCCUGAUCCACCUCUUUUCUGGACUUCUGAUAAACUAGUUCAGAGAAAUAAACAUGAAGAAAAACAAUGACUACUUUUGUAGGGCUAGCUUACUGCUGAUUGCACUCCUUAAACUAUAAAGUCAGGUGUAUGUGAACUAGCAGAAGGGAAGCAGUCUAGCCAUAGGGGGAUGGAACCAGUGCUUUUCCUGUUAGUUCUUUAGCUAGUAGAUUGGCUGAACUGUAAGGUAACACUGCAACUUGAUCACCUACCUGUGCUUAGCAGGAAGAAAAUGUAUUUGCUUCCGUUUAUUGUGAAAAGUUGCAAUAAGUGAAUUCCCCUUGCUGAUAUCCUGUAACAGCUGGCCUUAAAAAAUGGUGUCUUUGUCUUGUAUCUCAUAUGCCCUUUAAGUUUUUUAUUGAACACAGAAAUAUCUUUCCUAGAUUUAGAAAACAAUUUCUCUUUCUUAUUCAGAAAGCCCUUUAGUGCAAAGACGAAAUGCUGCUGUGUUUAGUGCAGUACUAGAACAAGUCAAGUAGCAACGUGGGGGCUAUUACUCCAAUCUCUCUUCUGGUUUUCUACUGCUCUAAGCCAUUGCCAGUAUCACUGGCAAAUAUUUUGCAGGAACAGGCCUUUUAUGUGGCACUAAGCACUACUUUUUAAAAACUUUAACUGGGUGAGCAAGAGUUAGUUCUUCUAAUGGAUUCACAAGAAGCCCUUCCUAUAAAACAUCAAUGUCAAGACAGAUCUUAUCUACUUUCCAUUUACAUUGGGCCAAAUGACUCCUUAAUAUAGGGAUGAUACAAUAAAAACAGGAUAGCUCAUCUACUGAAAAAGAGAUAAUUUCUCUACACUGCAUCUUUCAGCAGACAGAAUUUGUAAGAUAUAUUUCCUGACAUGGACUACAUUCCGACUAAGGAAACUUAAAUCAUCCUGUUUUAGAGCUGUGUAAGUUCCUGUCUAACUUCUAAAGGUCUGGUUUUCAAAAUCAGCUUGGGAUGGGACCGUGUUCCACAUUGCUGUCUCUACAUGAGUGCAUGUACCUUUCAUAUCAUAGCUAAUGUAAUAAAAAUACUCUGUCCUUUGAGCCAAUAGCCACUAUUCUUAUGUAUGUCACAGCUUCUGGUACAUACUUCAUGCCUGAACACUUGCUGUAGAGGUUUCCAAGCUUUACUCUCAUAGCUUAUAAGCAUUCUGAAGCUGAAUUUGUGCUUGGACAACAGUUCUUGCAUGAAAGGUUCUCUGAUGGUAUGUGUCUGGAAGAAGAAAAGAUGAAAGGCAAAAGAAGGCCCAGAGAUAGGAUGACUAGAUAAAAGAUAGGGAGGAUGUACUUUGCCACCUGUGGGCACAGGCAGGGAGAAGCACUCAGCAGGGAACAGUGUAUAUGGAGCCUGCAGAAGGAAGCCCCUAAAGGAUGAAGAAUGGAGUGGAUGUGCAGAAGUAGAGGCAGGUAUGACUGAAGUUGGGGCAGGGGAGAUGGAUUGGAGGGCACAAAGAUUGUGUGGGAGGAGCAGCCAGGCUACCCAGGGGUGAUCCACAUUGCUGGCUCAACUCUACUCCUCACUCAGAACCUGCAGGUAAAAUAAGAAUGUGAGUGGAAUGUAUUUAGGCACGUACCUCUCUGUAUCCAGUGCAUACAUCUGCCCUACUUGGUUGUUCCUCACUGUCGUCCCUGUGCUAUGCUCUCUUGUCCCCUCCUUCAUGGAGCUCAGCAUCAUGAUGAGUGGAAUGCAAACAGACCCAGAACCUCCUUGUAUGGCAGGGAGCCCCCUUCAAUGUGCUAAUGGACUUCUUACCUAUAGGGCUUAACAGUUUAUCAGGUCCUCAGCAAGUUGUCUUACACCUCACCUUCCAAGCACAGAGCAUGAGUUAGGAAGGAUGUGGAAACAGCCUGUAAUUUGUUCUUGCUUCUUCAAUAAUAGCAGUCCUGACACAGUGGGAAGAGAAAGCAAAGGUGAGAUUCAAAUGAAUGGAGAAACACUGAGUUACACAGCAGCCAUAUAUCUUUAAUAGUCUUUUCAUGACCAUUUUCCCUUUUAAAAGUACCGGAACUUGACAGAGCUAUUUCUUUCUUUUUUUCCCUCUAUUUUUAGAAGCGAACUUUCGCUUUUCUUAGUCACUUAAUAUUAUAAUGAAUCUCUUCCUCUCUUGUAGUGUUGAACUUCCCUGGCAGGCAGCUUCCUCUCCAGUGCUCCUUCUUCUACUUCUACUAUUCUGAGACCAGAAUAUCUUCCUACCUCUGUAGUUUGUUCUCACUGAUUAUUUAUCUGCAAGACCCUGGCCAGCUGAGUGCCUUUAGACUGGUCUGUUGCCAGCUCACCCUGGAAGACAUGGUUUUCUGUAUGACUGAAGAUACCAAUGUCAUAAUAACUCUUAAAAUUUCCGCUUCUUCCAUGAUGUAUUCUUUUAUCUGCCUUAUUUCUUAUCUGUGCUCUACCCAGGCUACACUGAUGAACCUUGCAACCAUUUGCGCCUGUGUAUGACAGAAUAUUUCUAGACCAUGUGAGCUUCUUCUGCCUGAGGUCUAAGAUGGCUGUGUGUUCGAGUCCUAGAAGUCACUUAACUGUAUUUGUGUGGAAAUAUGUCUAAACUAAUAAGAUCUACUAUAGGCAGAAUUUGACCACUGCACUAAUGUGGUUUCUGGAUUGAGGAUCAUUUACUGUGGCCAAAUCAGAGCACAGACAGCAAUCUGGCAUCUGUCCUCACCUUGCUAUAUAAACAAAACUUCAGCUUUUUUUUUUCUGGAUAUAUGUUCUGCAGUGUUGUGUGAGCUAUGUUUCCCAAAUUCCCUUUUUAUCCCUUGGCUUAUUUAAGGUAUGAGGCUGAACUAAGCCAAAUGAGACAUCUCAUUUCGGGUCCCUUCCUUUAGAUACUGUGGGUUGUUUUUAUGAUUCAAGCUGAGGCAUACUUCCUACAUUCUUUUAAGCUUCUGUGAGUUAAUGAUGAGUGUAAAACUCUGGUAGGUACCUAGCCUGAGUCAGCUUCUUUGGCCUGUUUUCAGGCAGCUGAUUUCUGUGGUGUUUUGUGACCCUCGAGUUUCUUUCUGGAGGCACACUUCCAGCUCUUUGGCAGCACAUUAGAGAUCACUUUAAUUUCUAAGCUCCAAGGUGAUCAGGCUUCAUCUGUUUCUAUUGCCAGGAGAACAUUCACCAAAUAGCUACCAAAUAGCUAAUUGUGGCUGGCCAGCUCACCAGAUAUCACCUCCACUUCCAAAAAGAAAUGCUGCAACUGGACUUCACAGUCUGUUAGUAAAAAGUGCAGGCAAAUCCAACCAACAUUUUUCUCCUGCUAGACUUUAUAUCCUUUGGCUGUUGCUGCAAAACCUUCAGAUGCCAUCUUAUUGCAUUGUUUUUUAAUUUUGUUUGCCAAGUUUCAUUCCUGGGAGCUGGUCCACUGCAGCUCCAUCUGGCCUCCAUAUGAAAAUGAGCUCACAAGAUCUUCAAUUGGAUACCUUGGAGGGGAUUUAGGCCUUUGUGGCAUGUCCAAAAUCUAGAAACAGCCAGGGGCAAAUCCAGAACCUAUGCCUUCACAGCUGAAGAAUGUAUUAGUUCCAUGCUAGCGAGCAACCCUCUGACUUUUCUUCCGUGAGUGGAAUUCUAGAAGUUCAGAGUUCCUUUACUUUCUCUUGUACAGAAGUGGCUUUAGAGAUCUGUUUUUUUCAUGGAUGAAAUUACUAAUGAGUUUAUCUCUUUCUGUCUUGUCCUCCUACUUUAACUUGUCUUCCAUGAGGUGGAAUGCCUCUGAGGAGGCAGACCUUUCAGUCACAGCCAACUGGAACUAACUUAAAGGAAUACUUUGGAGAGAUAAACACCAACAGGAUGCUAAGGUAAAUGUGUUCCAGUUGCUACAAGGGUCUUAUCAGGCACUUAAGAUUGAAAUAGAACCAACUUUCAGGAAACUGGGUCUGAAGAAGCUUUGUGAAAUGACCCUCAGUCUUAAUGGAAUAGAAAACUCUCUGAUAUUUUGUUGUUUUCUUUGUCUAAGAAAUAUUUUGCAGUCCCUAGGAGAAAAUUUUAUUGUUCUAGUUUACUUCAGGGUUCUGAUCACCUACAUUACCUAUAUAUUAGUUCACUUCAUGGCUUUCAUUUGGAGCAAACAAGCUUUUCCCAUCUGAGACAAAGCGUGGGCAUGGCAUAGGCUCCAGGGUAUUUUCCCUCUCUUUAAGGUGUGUGGAUAUAGCCAGUCUGCUCUUCAAAGAGCCCUGGGACAGUAUAUAUAUAUAUAUAUAUAUAUAUAUAUAUAUAUACACACAAGCUGAUUUUGCAAACUAAGAUUUACUCCAUGGAAAAAGUCAGAAAGAUAAUGUAUAUGUGUUUACGAGGGCUGUUUGUCACUUGCCAUUAUUUGCUUGGUGCAGAGACAUUGAGUAUUGUGGUAAAUAGCUGCACAAAAAUUCCUGCCUUUGUACACUGCCUCAGAUGAAAGUGGACUCUUGAUUCCUGAAUGGAUGCUCUACUGUAUUCCAGCUUAGCAAUGCUCUGUCAUCACUACAGGAUAAAAGUAAUAAACUGUGUUUGAAGAAUAUAAGCCACCAUCUAUGUUUAUGGCAUUUUAUAAGACUGAAAAUCUACGGGCUAAUUUGGUGUAGAUUCUCACAAGGUUUCAUUCUCUUUAUCUAUUAAGUACUCCAAUAUUUUGAUUGCAUCUCACUGAAAUGAAAAACCAUUGCAUCAAGUUUUUCCUGGAGAUAGGCCUGUGCAAGACAGCAUAUGGAGUAGCAGCAUUCCCUUACCUAUAUUUUAAGGUCUCUGAAGAAACUGCUUUUAAAAGUAAUAGGCAAUUUUAUGGAAUUCAGGAAAACUCCAGCAAAAUGGGAGGGUGACUUAAAAAAUGUUCAUUGUAAUAUAGUUCACAACCACAGUUCCCAUCCCAUGUCUAAUCUGUUGGUUGUGAAUUUUUGUGAAGGGAGUGUGUGUGUACGUUCAUGUGUGUGAAGUUUGAGACAAAGGGAGACAAAGAAUGAAUGCAGUGAGAAACUUUCUCCUGCCCUUUGUACCGCUGUUUGACAGCAACAAUCCCUAUGCCUGCCUGAGACACUGUUCACUGCUCACUUAGUAUUGUCACAAAGGAAACAGACUUUGUCCUGGCCGAGUAAAAUAUGCCUCUCAUUGUAAGUCAUCUGUAGAAAUUAGUAAUAAAUCUCAGUCAAAUAUGGAUUCCAUUUGUUGAUUAUUUUUUUGUGUGUUAUUUUUUGCUUGGCAAUUUAUGCCCACUACUGAUUUUCACUUCUCAAAAGCACAAAAGCUCUUAAUUCUCCUAUGAAGUCUAGUGAAUCAUUUCCAGGUAAGUGGAAAACAAGUUUUUAGACUAUGAGGCAUAUGGAACAGAUUUAAAAUGAGGGUAUUUAUAGGUUUU